Molecule: messenger RNA, 1272 nt
Organism: Didymosphaeria variabile
Lineage: Eukaryota; Fungi; Ascomycota; Dothideomycetes; Pleosporales; Didymosphaeriaceae
Gene: RPN6
Product: 26S proteasome regulatory subunit rpn6
Exons: 2
Coding region: 1-1272 (423 amino acids)
Biological process (GO): ubiquitin-dependent protein catabolic process
Cellular component (GO): proteasome regulatory particle, lid subcomplex
Molecular function (GO): structural molecule activity; protein binding
Source: RefSeq, a predicted model, not a curated record
AUGGCUGUCGCCGACAACGGCAAGCGGAUAGCGGAGGCGCAGAAGCUCGCGAAGACAGAACCGGCCAAGGCAGAGCAGAUAUACAAAGAGGUGCUAUCGACAGAUCCCGGAUCCAACGAGGCCGCUAUAAAGAACUACGAGAGCUCGUUGGUCGGCCUAGGCGAGCUCUUUCGUGAUCAGCGACGAGUGGAUGCGCUCGCCGAGCUCGUCAAACAAACGCGGUCGGUGCUAUCCUCAUUCGCAAAGGCAAAGACCGCAAAGCUAGUGCGCCAGCUGCUCGAACUCUUCACAACCAUCCCCAACACCACCGACGUCCAGAUCAACGUUACCAAGUCAUGCAUAGAGUGGGCUGUGUCCGAGCGGAGAGGUUUCCUGCGCCAGAAUCUGGAGACCCGCCUUGUAUCCUUGUACAUGCAAAAACGCGCCUACUACGAUGCGCUCACGCUUAUCAACAGCCUACUCAAGGAGCUUAAGCGAUUGGACGACAAGCUGGUGCUGGUAGAGGUGCAGUUGCUUGAGUCACGCGUCUACCAUGCCUUAGGCAACAUACCCAAGGGCCGAGCCGCACUCACCUCUGCCCGAACCUCAGCGGCGUCGGUCUAUACCCCGCCUUUGCUGCAGGCGGGGCUUGACAUGCAGAGCGGCAUGCUACAUGCCGAGGACGGCGACUUCAACACCGCUUUCUCAUAUUUCAUCGAGGCUAUGGAGGGCUAUCACUCGCAAGAUGAGGCGCAGAAGGCAACGUCAGCUCUGCAGUACAUGUUGCUAUGCAAGAUCAUGCUCAACGCUGGGGAUGAUGUGACCUCACUGAUGACCUCAAAACACGCCAUCAAAUAUGCCGGUAAGAGCCUAGACGCAAUGAAGGCCGUCGCACGUGCACACACCAAUCGCAGCCUGGAAGAGUACGAGACGGCAUUGACCGACUACCGCCAGGAGCUGGGAAGCGAUGCAUUCGUUACGGGACAUCUCCGGCGCUUAUACGACAAUAUGCUGGAGCAGAACCUUAUCAAGGUGAUCGAACCAUUCAGCAGGGUAGAGAUCGAUCACGUCGCCAAAAUGGUGGGCCUCGAUACGGUUCAGGUGGAGCGAAAGCUUUCGCAGAUGAUCCUGGAUAAGGUUAUCAUCGGAGUCCUCGACCAAGGGGCUGGGUGUUUGAUCGUCUUCGAUGAGUCCGAAAGGGACCAGUCAUACGACGCAGCCUUGGGGACGAUUGAGAAACUGAGCAAUGUGGUUGACGUGCUGUACACGAACCAGGCAUCACUGCUGGAGUGA